AUGGCUCCGACUUCCACCAUCGAACAAGGAACGAUCGCGGAAUCGAUCGAGCAAGACUAUCACAAGAUGUUCAGCGAUACGACUGGUAUCGGUCUGGAUCUCACUGCGUGCACGCAGGGGUCUCUUUCGAACCGGACUGCCGCGACAUUCAUGGAAAGUAAUACCUCUGUCGAGACCGAAGGCACGGAUGUCAAGCCCCCCUUGAGUCCCGCCUUCAAUACGAAAGAUGAUCCUUUCCUGCUUUUAGCGAAAAGAGUAGGAUCGGAGUUGCUUAGAAAGGAUAUGACGCAGAAAUGGACCAACGUAUGCCACUCCCUCCAUACUCUGUACCUGGAGUUUCUUGCCGCCGAUCGUGUCUCCUGCCCAGAGAAGGAUUUCGAAACCGCUUGUUUCCUGAGUCAAAGCUUGACGGGCACAUUCCGCGCUGGGAAAGGAUGGGUCAGUGUGUACUUCGGAAUGACAAUUUCGAACGACCGCAAGGUCGACAACAAGUUCAACUUCCCCCUCACUGCUUACUUGCGUGAGCCGGCCUCGGUCAGCGAUCCGACAUAUCAGUACCUGGAAGCGGAGCUCAAGCUGACUCACGAAGAAAUCGAUGACAAGGCGCUGGGGAAAGAUCAUGCACAACUAAAUGGUCUGCCCAAAAACCUUCAGGAAUGCGUCAACAAGGUCAACAGCGACUGGAAGGUGUGUAGCGGCAAUCACACGUACAGUACCGGACAGGGAAACGCCGCUUGGCUUGUCACGGUUUACGAUAAGGGGUGGAACGGCACAAUCUACAGGGUUUAUGGUCUGAUCAGAGACACCAGCCUGUUCACCACAGGAUGA
This is a messenger RNA of Filobasidium floriforme, 828 nucleotides long. RefSeq lists its product as uncharacterized. The record is from RefSeq and is a predicted model, not a curated record. Lineage: Eukaryota; Fungi; Basidiomycota; Tremellomycetes; Filobasidiales; Filobasidiaceae. Bases 1 to 828 code for a protein of 275 amino acids. The transcript has a single exon.